Molecule: messenger RNA, 1593 nt
Organism: Pipistrellus kuhlii (Kuhl's pipistrelle)
Lineage: Eukaryota; Metazoa; Chordata; Mammalia; Chiroptera; Vespertilionidae
Product: basic proline-rich protein-like
Exons: 3
Coding region: 1-1593 (530 amino acids)
Source: RefSeq, a predicted model, not a curated record
AUGGGGUCCCGCCGCUCACCCCGCUCCGCUCUCCGGCCUCCUCACCUGGAAGCGGGUACCGCCGCGCCCGCCGCCCGAUGGCUGGUCUCCGAGGACGGACUGGGACAGCAUCCUCCGCACGGCGCCGGGCACACAGGGCACCGGCAGCCGGAGGGCCUGCUGUCGUGUCUAAUGGGCGAAGUGGGCGGAGUGAGCAAAGCCCCGGCCCGGCCGCCGAGGCCUGCCCCGCGCUGUCCCCGCAGCGCGUCCGUCCUCCGGCCCGGCCGGGCCUCGCCGUCCCCGGGGAAGCAGGUCUGCGAGCGGCGGCCGGGCUCCCCGCGGCCCGCGGGCUCCCGGUGCCCGGCGGCCGGGGUCCUGGUGCCCGGUGGCCCGGUGGCCGGUGCCUGGCGGUUGGGGGCCCGGUGUCCCGGUGCCCAGGGUCGCGGUGCCCGGUGCCCGGCGGCCGGGGUCCGGUGUAACGGUGCCCGGGGUCCCGGUACCCGGCGGCCGGGUCGCGGCGGCGGCGCCUCCCGCGCGGCUCCUCCCACCGCCGAGGGGGCGCGGGCCGCUGGGCCGCCGGCCGCCCGCCGCCCCCACAGCGGCGCCUACAGGCCUCCCCGCUCAGUGAGGCCGGAACCCCGGCCGCCACCGCCGCCAGAGAGAGGAGAUUCAGACACAGUCCCCGAAAUACAGUGCGUCCCGGGCACGACCCCGUCCGACCGGCCGGGCGCUCCUCCAGCUCCGGGGCGACGCGCUGACUCCGCAGAAAAUAAGGCAGAAACCGGCGCCACGGCCGCCUCCCGGGGGCCGCGGGGUGCGCUCCAUCCGUCCGUCCGUCCGUCCGUGCUCCGGGCCACUGGGGGGGAAUGCCCCGUCGCCGUCGGAUGGCGGGCGUCCUCUCAGCCGCCGCCCCGCGCCCGGCUCCCGAUGGCGACCCGCGGGCCGGGCCGGGCCGGGCCGGGCGGGCGGAGCGCCCCCUCCGCGCACACGACCCCCGGCGGCGCCGGCCCCGCGCCGCCCGCCCGGCCUCCGACGGAAGAGGAGCCGUCGCCACCCCCCCGCCCGGCCCGGAUUAUAGUCUCCGCGCCGCCGCCGCCGCCGCGGCCGCGGCCUCCCCGGAUUCCGACGCCGAUUCGCCCAGGUAAAUUCCGGUCUUUCUUUCGGCGCCUCCCGCGGGCGGCCCGGGCCCCGCGGCGGGCCGCGUCCGGAGUUGGCUCUCCCCCGCGGGUGGCGGCCGCCCUCCCGGCGGCGGGCCGGUCCCCGCGCGGCCGGCGGCUCCGCGCUGGCGGGCGCUCCCGGCGGGCGGGCGGGCGGCCGGGGAGGCGUAGGCCCGGCGGAGCGCGCAGGCCGCGGGCCGGCGGCGCCUACUUGAGCCCGGGGAUCCGGAGCGCCGCGGGCUCCGCCGCCGCCCCGCCGCCCGGUGACAGGCCUCGCCCGGGACGCGGAGCCCCGGCCGGCGGCGAGGAGGCGGAAACAAUACCUCCCGGCGGCGGCGAGGGUGCCCCCUGGGCGCCCCCCAUAUUUACAACUUUGCCGGCCCGGGGCGCGGGGGCACGUCCCGGCGACACAAACAACCCCCUCCUCCCCGCGGUGACCCCGGGAGGGAGGAAGUAG